CGCUGACUCAAUGAUAGAUGGAACAAUUUACACGAACAAAAUUAUCUUAUCUGUUCAAACAAUCAUUGAAUAGAAGUGAUUAAGAAUUAUUGUACGAAUCAUUACCUUAAGUAUGUACAAGAACUUUAUUCAAGACGAGGAUAGAGAUAAUCCGUACAAGAACAGUUUUUGUCCGUUCAAUUAAUUUAUAAUAUUAUUUAUUUAUAUAUGUGGAGCGGAAUGUGCCUAAAAAUUAAGCGAUUGAUCAUCUCCGAACCUAUGCUUGUUGUGCGUCUCANGUAUCAUAUGCAUGAUACUUGUGAUCUCAUCCUCCACUGAGUAGUUUGUAGUACCACCAGCCUUGUGGCCUCCAUUGCCACCACCUUUGGCACCAACGCCUGCUGUUUGAUUGAUCUUAACAAAAACACCAGUGUGUGGGGAUUGGACAACAAUGAGCUGCCUCUUUGUUGCAGUAGCUGGCCUCCUCCUCCUCCUCUCUUUGCUGCAACAAAGAAAGGAAAUAGAAUUUGCUGACAAAGAGGACUGAUAGGGACAUACAAGUUUAUGUGUCAUGAUAGAGGUGCCUGGGCGCCAUUCACUCUUAAUAAAGGUACCUCUCUUUGUUCUUGUUUAGGAUAGCUGAGUCUACUACUAGUAAUAUUGUCAAGUAGUCUUAAAGAUCCUGGUGUGCUUUCUCUUGAAUCUUACAACGGACUUGAAAUUUUGACUUGUGGGUUCCUCAAUAGAUCUAGAAACAUUUGAAUGGGGGUCUUUGGCCCAUUCAAAAUUUGCUAAAGUUCGUGCUAAAUAUGCUGGUGGUCUAUCUGUCUACUAUCAAGAAAUUUAGCAUUGAUUUAUAUAACAUUACACGGCUUUGAUGGCUAAUUGUCAACUACCAGGUAUCAUACCUUGAUUUGUAGUGGAAUAAAUCAAAGAUGGUACGAGGUACAACAAACCUUACUAGUAAUGUGGAUCAAAUCGAAGCUAAAACUGCUGCUGCUGCACAGUUUUCACCACCACUACUAGUCAGAAAAAAAAACACCAGCAGGAGGUUUGUUGCACCCUCCAGACAGACCCAUUGGGGACACUUCCCCUCCACACAUUUACUGGAAAAACUUCAUUAUUAAGAAAAAGGGGAUCCAGAAGUCUCAGAUUAAUUGGCCAACAAGUGUUUUUUUUAAUUAGAGUUUUCCAUAUCAGUAUCGUAGCAUCCUAGCAUCCUACUAGCAUCCUACGUACAAAUUAGUACUACCAAAUAUUUCGAUAUUCCUUAUUGUUUUUUAAAAGUGAGACAGUUUCAAGUCGGGAAACCCAAGUGUUUUGUUCCCUCCGAACCGUGUAAAAUUUGUACUGGCUCAAGACCUGUCUCCAUCUCAUUAGGGUUCGUACCUCGUACUUCGGUGAUUGGAACUCAUUUUGAUAAUUUUUCUAUCCAUUCGCGCAUACAGUAUUGUUACUGGAACAUAUUAAAUUCGGAUAGUACGUUACUAUUUUCGGGAGAUUAAGUAAUAUUGACAAAUGGAUUGAACUCAUCCCUGCUGUCGCAACAUAUUACUUAGUCUUACGCUGACUCAUUAAUAUAAAUUGAACAAUUUACACGAACAAAAUUAUCUUAUCUGUUGAAACAAUGAUCGAAUAGAAGAAAUUAAGAAUUAUUGUACGAAUCAUUACCUUAAGAAUGUACAAGAAGCUUUAUUCAAGACGAAGAUAGAGAUAAUCCGUGCAAGAACAGUUUUUGUCCGUUUAAUCAAUUUAUAAUAUUAUUUAUUUAUAUAUGUGGAGCGGAAUGUGCCUAAAAAUUAAGCGAUUGAUCAUCUCCGAACCUAUGCUUGUUGUGCGUCUCACUUCCCCGAAGUACUUCUACUUAUUUUUCCCGAUCAUUUAUUUUUAGUUUUUUUUUACAUUGCCACACGUUUGAACAGAUGCGUUGAAGAACGUCGAAUAGUCUCCAAUCACGAGAAGAAAGAACUGUAGAUCAAUCACAGACAAUCAGYUUGUAAGCGGGUUCUCUUUAUCCUAGAACUUCCAGUUGCAUAUGUUCUCUGGCUCAAAAUCCCAAGCAUCGUGGUGGUUCCCAAUAUUUUCAGUUUGUCAAUCUCCGAACCCACAAAUUCUGAUGAGCACAAAAAMAACAUCAUGACCUCGCAUACUCCAUAUACGAUAGUAUCAAUCGGUUGCCAUAAGGCUUYUAAGAAGAUCCCGAAUGAACGUGUGACAUAUUCAGGAAAUUUUCGCGAURCUGAUGUGAYUCCGAUUAACAAAAAUUCCAAUCUUAUCAUUUGCUAUCCCCUCGAUCAAGUUUCACCUAAAGAGGAUGAUGUUCGCGAAGUAGAGGUGUGCGAUCGUUAUGGGGCAGAAACCAUGUCGAUAUCUUCAUCCAUUGUCUCUGAAGAGCUUCUUACAGCUCGUAUUACUACAGUAUGCGAUGCCUCUUUAGGAUCUUYUGAGAUAAGCUCUACGAAUGAGGCGGAGACGAACAUAAGAGAAGACAUGAACCAUCGCGUCAGAUUUMAACCUGGAACAUCGAUGGCACCCAAACUGACCACUAAGCAAAAGAACAUGCGUAAGCUUGUGAACAAAAUCCAUUAUGGCAAUAGCGAUUCUUUGUCUUCAUUAUCGCUUUCAUCACAAAAAACCUGCGACUCGGUUCGUUGGUGGACAAACGAAGAACUCGACGUCAUCCGUCAGUCCUGUGAAUCGGCCGUCAGACAACGAGAAGAUGGCACAAUCGAAGGAGACUCUUCGCUCGAYCGCUUUUCGGUUCGAAACCGCAAGCGCCGUAAGCUGAUACGUUCGAAAAUGUACGAGACCACCAAGGCUAUCCAAGAGUAUGAAUCUGCCACGAAGACCAAGGUACCGGACCUUCUCUCAGAGGUUCUUGGAAUCUAUAGCAAACCUAUGGAACGCUAUGCGAUCAAAACGGCAUUGAAAAUGCUGCAACCAGGACAAUAUAUAUMAAAAAGUAGGGGAUAGAGUAUCAUAUAACGACUGUGGCGCCCUUUAUGCAGGGCCAAGUAGAUAAUAUGGAUAUUUUCUUUUCAAUCAUUAUAAAACAUCAAAAAUCGA
Molecule: messenger RNA, 3045 nt
Organism: Pseudo-nitzschia multistriata
Lineage: Eukaryota; Bacillariophyta; Bacillariophyceae; Bacillariales; Bacillariaceae
Source: the annotation of a GenBank genome assembly